AACGACAUUGUUUCGGAUUUCAUGGUCAGACUGCAGUACUUGAGCAAAGAGAGUCCCACCAGCAACAUAGUCCAGGACUUGGCGAAUGAGUUCUAUCGCUUCGCUUUUGAAGGGGUCUCCUUUAUCGUGUUUGAGACUCGGACUGGCUGUCUGAAUAAACAGAUCCCCCCAGAGACACAGAAGUUUAUCAAUUCAAUCGCUGAGAUGCUGAGGAAUUCCACCUAUGCCCAGUACCUACCUGUAUGGACCAGAGGAAUCCUACCCUACUGGAAAAAUUACUUAGAUGGCUGGGACAGAAUCUUUGCUUUUGGGAAGAAGCUGAUUGAUAAGAAGAUGAGUGAGAUCCAGGAAAGGCUGGAGAGGGGAGAGGAGGUGCAGGGGGAGUACCUGACCUAUCUGUUGUCCAGCGGAAAGCUGACCAUGACCGAGGUGUACGGCAGUGUGUGCGAGCUGCUGCUGGCCGGUGUGGACACCACAAGUCCCACAUGGCUGUUUUGUCCAUGUGAGCGACCCUGAAUGGCAGACCACCGCCAUCUAAUGUCCAUCUUAAUGUAUUGCAAGUAAUAACAUUUCUAUGGUUACAAAAGCCUAAGUCCCGCCUCUGUCCUUCACCACCAUUAUUCUUCUGCUACUGCCACUGACACAUGUCUUCCUCCUAUAGGUUGUAUCCUGUUAUUCCGACCAAUGCAAGAACCAUCACUGACAAGGAGCUGGUGAUUGAAGGUUACAAAUUUCCCAAGAGGACUCUCUUCGCCUUCUGCCAUUACGCCAUCUCCAGAGAUGAAGCCCACUUCCCGAAUCCGGAGGCGUUUUAUCCCCAGCGGUGGCUGCGGGAAGAAGGGAUGACCCACCACCCAUUCAGUUCAAUUCCUUUCGGCUAUGGGGUGCGAGCCUGUGUUGGCAAGAGGAUCGCCGAGCUGGAGAUGCAUCUGGCACUUUCACGGAUUAUCCGGAUGUUUGAGGUUAAACGGAUCCCAAACUCGGAGAAGUCAAAUCAAUCGCACGUAUCGUCCUAUCGGCAAACCGACCCAUAAACCUGAGGUUCCUAGAGAGGAAAUCUGCUUAA
Staurois parvus is the source of this 1066-nucleotide messenger RNA. NCBI's taxonomy places the organism in Eukaryota, Metazoa, Chordata, Amphibia, Anura, Ranidae. The record is from the annotation of a GenBank genome assembly.